AUGGCCGCCUCCAUUGAAGAGCUGGACGUCCUUGUCCGCUCCUUCUACGAGGGGCGCGGUGAGCAGCAAAAAGCCGCCCAAGCUGCCCUCAACCAGUUCAAAGAAGACCCCGAUGCCUGGCUCAUGGUCGACAAGAUCCUCUCGGAUGCGCAGUAUCCUCAAACCAAAUACUUGGGUCUGCAGGUUCUGGACAAUGUGAUCUCGACGAGGUGGAAGGUUCUCCCCCGGGAACAAUGUCAAGGAAUCCGAAACUUCAUCGUCCAGUUCAUCAUCCAGUGCUCGAGCACCGAAGAGUCGUUGCGCGAGCAAAGGACUUUGCUCAACAAGCUCAACCUCGUCCUCAUUUCCGUCCUCAAGCAGGAAUGGCCUCACAACUGGCCUACAUUUAUCAACGAAAUCAUCUCGUCCUGCCAUUCCAACCUAGCCAUCUGCGAGAACAACAUGAUCAUUCUUCGUUUGCUCUCGGAGGAAGUUUUCGACUACUCGGCCGAGCAGAUGACAUCGACCAAGACACGCAACCUCAAGCAAACCAUGUGCGCCGAGUUCUCGCAAAUCUUCAACCUUUGCCAGGAGGUUCUCAACACCGCCACACAGCCUAGUCUGAUCAAGGCGACUCUCGAGACCCUUCUGCGAUUCUGCAACUGGAUCCCCCUGGGAUACAUCUUCGAGACACCACUCAUAGAGACGCUGCGAACCCGUUUCCUCUCGACCCCCGAGUUCCGCAACAUCACCAUGCAGUGCCUUACCGAGAUCGGUGGCCUUCAGACUGGUGGCCCUGGACAGCCCAACUCAUACGAUGAGGAGCUGGUCAAGAUGUUCACCGAGACGUUGACAACCAUCGCUAGCAUUAUUCCGGUUACUCUGGAUCUCAAGAGCACAUAUCCUAGCAGCAACUCAAGAGAUCAGGAGUUUAUCCAAAACCUGGCUCUCUUCCUUUGCAAUUUCUUUGGAAUGCACUUGAACCUCAUCGAGAAGCUUCCCAACCGAGAUUUCCUUAUUCACGGUCACUACUAUCUUAUCAGGAUAUCGCAGAUCGAUGAUCGAGAAAUCUUCAAGAUUUGCCUCGACUACUGGCUCAAGCUCGUCCAGGAGCUCUACGAGGAGAUGCAACAGCUCCCCAUUACCGACCUCAACCCCCUCAUGGCCGUCGGCGCAGGAAUUUCUGGUAGCGGCGCCCCGAACCCUACGGUCCUCAACAACUACCCUCUUCGAAAGCACAAGUACAACGAAGUUCUGUCAAACCUCCGAGUUGUCAUGAUUGAGAAGAUGGUCCGUCCUGAGGAAGUCCUGAUUGUCGAGAACGACGAGGGUGAAAUUGUCCGAGAGUUCGUGAAGGAGAGCGACACAGUGCAGCUUUACAAGACAAUCCGAGAGUGUCUGGUCUACCUGACACACUUGGAUGUGGUCGAUACAGAAAACAUCAUGACAGAGAAGCUGGCUCGACAGGUUGACGGCAGCGAGUGGUCUUGGCACAACUGCAACGUUCUUUGCUGGGCCAUCGGCUCGAUUUCCCUUGCAAUGAACGAGGAGACGGAGAAGAGAUUCCUUGUCACUGUCAUCAAGGACCUCCUUGGUCUUACUGAAAUGAAGCGUGGUAAGGACAACAAGGCCGUUGUCGCCAGUAACAUUAUGUACAUUGUCGGCCAAUACCCCCGAUUCCUUAAGGCUCAUUGGAAGUUCCUUAAGACUGUUGUUAACAAAUUGUUCGAGUUCAUGCACGAGUCUCACGAAGGUGUUCAGGACAUGGCUUGCGAUACGUUCAUUAAGAUUGCCCGUCAGUGCCGACGACACUUCGUUGCUCUUCAGCCUAGCGAGCAAGAGCCCUUCAUUGAGGAGAUCGUGCGAAACAUGGGUAAGAUUACAUGCGACUUGACUCCCCAACAGGUUCACACCUUUUACGAGGCUUGUGGUUAUAUGGUCGCCGCUCAAGGCAACAAGCACCAGCAAGAGAGGCUCCUCUCCGAUCUCAUGGCCAUCCCCAAUGCGGCUUGGGACGAGAUUAUCAAGCAAGCAACAGUGAACCCUUCCAUUCUUCAAGAUGCGGAGACCAUCAAGGUUAUCGGAAACAUCAUGAAGACUAAUGUGUCAGCUUGCUCUUCUGUGGGAUCCUACUUCUACCCCCAGAUUGGUCGCAUCUAUCACGACAUGCUCCAGAUGUACAAUGCCACAAGUACACUGAUCUCCGAGGCUGUGGCUCGCGAUGGUGAACUCGCAACCAAGAUGCCCAAGGUCCGAGGUCUUCGUACCAUCAAGAAGGAGAUCCUCAAACUUAUCGAGGUUUAUGUUGAUAAGGCGGAGGACCUUCAGGCUGUCCGCGCUCAGAUGGUUCCUCCUCUGUUGGACUCUGUUCUAGUCGACUACAACCGCAACGUCGCUGGUGCUCGAGAUGCUGAGGUGCUCAAGGCUUGCUCUACCAUCAUUACCAAGCUCUCUGCUCUCAUGGAAGACCAAGUUCCUACUAUCAUGCAGAACGUCUUCGAGUGCACUUUGGAAAUGAUCAACAAGGACUUCUCCGAGUUCCCCGAACACCGAGUGGAGUUCUUCAACCUCCUCCGGGCCAUCAACUUGCACUGCUUCCCUGCUCUGCUUAAGCUCGAUAACAACCAGUUCAAGUUUGUCAUUGACUCGUGCUCGUGGGCUUUCAAGCACGACAACCGAGAUGUUGAGGCUGCGGGUCUCAACAUGGCACUGGAGUUGAUUAACAACAUUGCUGAGAAGACAGAUAUCCAGACCGCCAACGCUUUCUUCCAGCGAUUUUUCAUCACUAUUCUCCAGGAUGUGUUCUUUGUUGUCACCGAUAACGACCACAAGGCUGGUUUCAAGACGCAGUCUAUGCUGCUCAUGAAACUAUUUUACUAUAUUAACCCCGCAGACGGCACUCAGCCUAAGAUCCAGGGACCCAUCUACAACCCUGAUCAGGCUGCAGCCGGAACCGAUAACCGAGAGUUUGUUGCCAACUUUGUAGCAAACCUCUUGCAAAAUGCUUUCCGCAAUCUGCAAGCGAACCAGAUCACAAGCUUCGUCGAGGGUCUAUUCACGCUUAACACGCAGUACGAUAAGUUCCGACUCAACCUCCGUGAUUUCCUCGUCUCCCUCAAGGAAUUCGCAGGCGACAAUGCUGAGCUGUUCGUCGUCGAGAAGGAGCAACAAGAGCAGGAUGCCAAGACGGCCGAUAUGGAGCGACGACAGAAGGUUGGCGGUCUACUCAAGCCUUCUGAGCUGGAAGAUGAGGAGCUAUGA
Messenger RNA from Fusarium sp. VM40, 3240 nucleotides. Lineage: Eukaryota; Fungi; Ascomycota; Sordariomycetes; Hypocreales; Nectriaceae. The record is from the annotation of a GenBank genome assembly.